AUAACCACUCUUGCGAAUCCCAAAGUGGUUCUAGCUCACCAAACAUGCCACUAGCCCACCCCCCCACCCCCACCCCACGCCCCUCCAAUCCUUACAAAUACUUGCUGUGUAGCCCUUCAAUAUUGAAUACUCAAGGUCAAGGGAAUAUACAAAAAUGGCAGCCAUAUUUCUUUCCAUGUUCACUAUUAUUCUCAUCAUUUCAUCUGUUGUGUGCUCUUCUAAUUCAAUGAGUGUAGACUACUAUAAGCACACGUGCCCGGAGGCGGAGCCGGUGGUCGCCAAAAUGGUACAUAAGGGCAUGAUCAAUGACAAAACUGUUCCAGCAGGUUUACUCAGAAUGCACUUCCAUGAUUGUUUCAUUAGGGGUUGUGAUGCUUCUGUGCUGCUGAAUUCCACUGGAAAAGAGAAGGCUGAAAAAGAUGGUGGUCCAAAUAUUUCAUUGCAUGCAUUUUAUGUAAUUGAUCAUGCAAAGGAGGAGUUGGAGAGCAAGUGCCCCGGUGUGGUCUCCUGUGCUGACAUUCUGGCUCUUGCCGCUAGGGAUGCCGUUGCACUUUCUGGAGGGCCUACUUGGGAUGUGCCUCAAGGGAGGAAAGAUGGGAGAAUCUCAAAGGCCAAUGACACAUUGCAAUUGCCAUUCCCCACAUUCAACAUCUCCCAAUUGCACCAAAGCUUCUCCCAAAGAGGCCUUUCUUGGGAGGAUUUAGUUACACUCUCAGGAGGGCACACACUGGGUUUCUCCCACUGUUCCUCCUUCCAGAACAGGAUCCACAACUUCAACAGCUUAAACGACGUGGAUCCAACGAUGAACCCUGCGUUCGCGGGCGACCUGAGGAGGGUUUGCCCCAUUCACAACAAGGUGAAGAGCGCCGGAGCCAACUUGGAUUCUUCACCAACUCUAUUUGAUAAUGCAUACUACAAAAUGCUUCUUCAAGGAAAGAGCAUCUUUUCCUCCGAUCACGCGUUGCUCUCAACUUCAAAAACUAAAGCAUUGGUCCACAAAUUUGCAGCCUCUCAAGAAGGAUUUUUUGAGGCGUUUGUGAAGUCGAUGAUCAAGAUGAGCACCAUUAAUGGUGGUGGGACUGAGAUCAGGUUGAAUUGCAGAGUUGUUAAUUAAUUAAUUAAAUAAAUUGAUCGGGAUCUUUGGCAAAAAUUUGUGUUCAUUCAAAUUGUACGGUGCAUCCAUGUCAACUAAUCUCAAUUAGGAUUUAUUAAUCCCUAAUUAAGAUUUGUUAAUUCCUGAUUAAUGUUUUAUCAAAUAGAAUCGGGAUUUAAUUACGAUGAAUGUACCGUGCAUUCGAAUGCAUAGUAGUGUGCCUCGAGAUCUUUUGCUUGUUGUUAUUUGAGGUUACUCUUGUAUAAUUGUUUAUAUGUAUAUGUAUAUGUAUAUGUAUAUGUAUAUGUAUAUGUAUAUGUAUAUGUAUAUAAUAUAUGUAUGCGUGAUUUGUAUUUUGAUGAAAUAGGAGCGUGUGAUUUGUGAAUGUAUCAAGAAACAAUAUGUUUUUCAUGCAUUUUUAAAUUCU
Salvia miltiorrhiza (redroot sage) is the source of this 1520-nucleotide messenger RNA. RefSeq names its product peroxidase 64-like. The transcript has 4 exons. NCBI's taxonomy places the organism in Eukaryota, Viridiplantae, Streptophyta, Magnoliopsida, Lamiales, Lamiaceae. Gene Ontology annotation, molecular function: peroxidase activity; heme binding. Gene Ontology annotation, biological process: response to oxidative stress; hydrogen peroxide catabolic process. The coding region runs from base 155 to 1114 and encodes 319 amino acids. The record is from RefSeq and is a predicted model, not a curated record. Gene Ontology annotation, cellular component: plant-type cell wall; plasmodesma.